AUGGUCCCUACUGCCGUCGGGUUCAAGGCCGUGAAGAAGGAUGAAGAAUGGCAACGUGUAACGCAAGCGAUUUGCCGUGGCGAUCGAGCCACGCUAAUCACGUGGACUCACGACGGCAAGGAGGACGAAUCACAGAAGGCGGAGCUUUGUCCGACAGGCACUGUUCCAGUGCAAGGAAGGGGCUACAUGUCCUUCGCGUGCGAUGGCCAUGUCAUCAAAGAGAGGCGCUACCAUUGCUGCAACGUGAACGGCCAACUGCAUUGCUCUCCGAGUCUGGUGGAUGCCACAUCCAUGGACCCACCAUGUGAAGCACCUCCAGCACAGGCGACUGCCACCAGAAUGAUGUGGCUGCAGUCAAGGAGAGCAAUCUCGCCUUUCUUCUGCCUCUACUUGGCCAUCGGAGAAAACGGCGAGCGAAAGCUCAAGAAUUUCUGUGAGCUGAGCCUACCCAGCUUCUCCGCAGUGGCUGUCGCCUUGACAAAAACCUCCCUUUCGACAGACGGCAAGGUACUUGACCUUGCCAGCGCCAAGCAGCAGAUCGAGUCAGCGGCGACGGGGCUCGAUAUUCAGUGGAUCGAAGCUGACGCUGACGGACGCGGGGUUAUCUCAAAUUUUGAGCUGCCCCUUGUGGAAUUUGCGGAAUCCGCACGAGAGCUCUUCGUUCAUGGUGGCGAGCUUUAA
Messenger RNA from Symbiodinium necroappetens, 681 nucleotides. The record is from the annotation of a GenBank genome assembly. NCBI's taxonomy places the organism in Eukaryota, Dinophyceae, Suessiales, Symbiodiniaceae.